Messenger RNA from Closterium sp. NIES-67, 1921 nucleotides. The record is from the annotation of a GenBank genome assembly. NCBI's taxonomy places the organism in Eukaryota, Viridiplantae, Streptophyta, Zygnematophyceae, Desmidiales, Closteriaceae.
AAGCCUACGUAGCUGCUCCAUCACGAUUCACAAUACUUGCUCACUCUCCCCUGAUUUCUUGAAUUCGCCGGCCAUUUUCUCCAGUUCAAGGCGUAGUUGACGACGUUGCUUAGCUGUCGCGCUUACUCCGCUCCGCCUCUCUUAAUUACUCCGCCUCCAUCGCGCCGGGACCGGCUAUUUAAAGCGUCGCAGCCAUGUUGGCAGUGAAGAAGGAGGGGCUGAAGCUGAGCACGCUCAGGGCGGAGGACCAGGAGGCGCCAGCCAUCUCGGAGAGCUUCGAGGCGGAGGCAGCAGCAGCGCCGCACACCGCCAUCCCCUCCUCCACGCUCGUGCCCUUCCCCCUGCUGCUCUCCGCCGAGGCGUACUGCCCCUGGACCAUCCCUUUUAGGAGCGCCAAGGACCCGCCUGGCCAGCUGACGGACACCGAGGUUACAUGGAUUGACGUCUUCAGGCGCAGCAUUGAGCCAUUCGGGAAACGUGCAGCCGGCGACACCUCCGUGGAGAACGCUGCAGAGAAGGCAAAGGUCUUCGAAGAGAAGUAUGCAGCCAUUCUUGAUGAUUUCGCCAAGGACCCAAACAGCCACGGAGGCCCUCCCAACAUAGUGACCCUUUGUCGGCUGAGGGAGGAGUGCCUGACAGAGGCAGGCUUCGAAGACAUCUUCAGGAAGACCAAGGCAGAGGAGAAUGAGAAGGCGCUGGCGAUGCUGCCUGCCACGCUGAAGAGAAUCGACGAAGUGACCGAUCUGAAGGAGAGGAUCGAGGUGCUGGUGAAGGGCGUGCUGGCAGGGAACAUCUUCGACCUGGGGGCCAACAACUCCGCAGCCCUGGUGGAGGGCGAGGGCCUGUCGUUCGAGAAGAGCUUCCAGCAGCUGCUGCCACGCCCGUGGGUGUUUGACCACGUGGCUGAGUUCCAGAAGGCGUGGCUGGACCGCACGUGGAAGAAGGUAGUCGUCUUCUGUGACAAUUCAGGGGCGGAUCUGGUGCUGGGGGUGCUGCCGCUCGUGCGGGAGUUGGUGAGGCAAGGCGCGCAGGUGGUGGUGGCUGCCAACGACAUGCCAAGCAUCAAUGACGUCACCUACAAUGAGCUGCUCUCACUUGUGCAAAAGGUGCAAGUGACAGUGGAGGAUGAGACUAUAAGUGCAGGCAUCGACAGCGGGCGCAUUCUCAUCGUCAACUCGGGCAGUGAUGUUCCUGUUGCUGACCUGGCACACAUAUCCCCUGAGCUGGCAUUCGCUGCUGAAGAUGCUGAGCUGGUCAUUAUGGAGGGCAUGGGCCGUGCCAUAGAGACCAACCUGCAUGCGCUCUUGACAUGUGACAAGCUCAACAUCGGCAUGGUGAAGCACAAGGAGGUGGCUGAUUUCCUAGGCGGCCGCAUCUACGACUGUGUUGUGAAGUACACCCCAGGCGACUAUGUCCCCACGCCCUCCCGAGUGCCCAAAGUACCAACCCACCUGUCUUCCGCAUAAGGAUCGGCAUGCAUUCCCUGUGACAAAGGCUCGCAGUCCCUUUUUUAUUGCCAAGGGACUUGGCACUUGUGUUCACUGUCAGGGAGGAUGAUGCGUCCUGUCACUGCCAGGAAGUUGGGCAUAAUGGAACUCCUCACUGCCAGAAUCUUUAUUUACCGGCCUCUGCCUCAAGCGUGGAGUACCAGGUGUUUCUGUUGGUCAAAGCACAGCAUGCGGCAUAAAAAUGGCUGCUAAGAAUGGCAUAUUCUUAUGAUGUCGUGCGACUGAUUGGGCCGAAAACUGUGCAAGGAGGGAUAUCAAAUCCUGCACAUCAUGGUGUCAUUGUUUUAUUCGUUAGAACUCAUGUGUCAUUUGUGGAGUGCUUACAACAGCGUAUACGGUGAUGGGAUGAGAUGAGACACAGAACAUGUACGGUAGGUACAUGUGCUUUGCUUGAUAUGCAUGCAACCUUCGUC